UGCCAUAAAAGGGUUCACAGUUCGUUGCUACGAUUAAUCCGGAAGUUAGUUAUAAGGCUUACUAUGCUGCACGGCAGCCGUUGUAGAAAUUUGGCGGUAAUUGGGAACGUUACUCCCAAGGCAUCUGUUGUUACUGUUUUACUACAAUGACACCUUGACUAGUAAAGGAAGGCACUUACGAGGCAUCCUGCGGCGUGUAACUUUACGUACCUCGACAUCUUCGAACUUGUUCAAAUGGCUGUCGCGUCACCACCGAAGGCAAUGCUUAGCGAAGAAGAGGCAGAGAAGCGUAGAAAGAUUGCAGACAUUCAAAAAGAUACAACGCUCACUGAUGCUGAGAAAGCCAGGCGCAUACAGGAGCUGCACACGGCCCGAUGGACGGUCCAAGCGGCAACUGCUGAGGAAGAUCCCUUCAAGGAGUUGCCACCGGAAGAAAAGGACCGAAUCACAUGCCAUUUGUGCUGUGACACGCUAGAGAAGCCAGUCACGCUGCCCUGCCAGCACAACUUGUGCCUGGGGUGCCUAAAGAACCUCCGCAAGUUGGACGCCAAACAUCGCAACUGCCCCUUUUGCCGCAAGGACAUCCCGACCUCCUUCAUCGACAAUGCCCGCAUCAACAUGUCCAUGGUGGGCUACAUCCGCUCGCUCAAGGCUCGCUGCGCAGGCAGCAGCACCCGCCGGGUUGAGGUGGCGCGCAUGCACCGGGAAGAGGAGGAAGACGACAGGCCGGAGGAGGCGUACGUCACGGAGCGGGCCAAGAAGACCGGCAUGGCCAACGCCUGCAGCGGCAAGCUCAAGAUGACCUGCCCGCCCGACCACUUUGGACCCAUUGGACCCGAGUUCGACCCCAAGGGGAACCGGGGUGUGGUUGUGGGCGACAUGUUCCCCAACCGCAUGGCGUGCAGGAUGUGGAACGUGCACCUGCCGCACGUGGCGGGUAUUGCAGGACAGGGCUCCCGGGGCGCCCAGUCCGUGGUGCUGUCGGGCGGUUACACGGACGACGUGGAUGAGGGGGAGUACUUUUUGUACACGGGCAGUGGGGGCAAGGACCUCAGCGGCAACAAGCGCAACGGAGAGCACAGCAAGGACCAGGAAUUUACCCGGUACAACCUGGCGCUCAAGGUGUCGUGCGAGAAGGGGCUGCCGGUGCGCGUCGUCCGCAGCAGCAAGGAGAAACGCAGCGCCUAUGCACCCAAGGCGGAUGCGAAGGAGGCGGAUGAGGUGAAGGACAGCGAUGAGCAGCAGGACUCUGAAGAGGAGGAGGAGGUGGAGAUUGAGCAGGAGGAGGAGGACGAGGAGGAAGACGAGGAGGAGGAGGAGGAGGCGAGUGGGAGCAAGGGCAAGGACAAGGAGAAGGGGAAGGGGAAGCUGAGUGAGGACAAGGCGGUUGCGCUCGCCAAGACGUACAACCCGGUGCGGUACGACGGUAUCUACCGCAUCCUGGCUUGCUGGCGCUGCCCGGGGGAGAAGAAGUUCCUGGUCUGCAGGUACCUAUUUGAGCGGUGCGACAACGCCCCUGCUCCCUGGUCGGCUGGCGACGAGGGAGACGAGCCGCGCGGGUUCCCCGAAUUCGCCAAGAAGGAGGUUGCCCAGGCGGAGGAGCUGGGGGAGGUGGUGACGCGCAUGGGCGACAAACCCUACUGGGACUACGACCCGGUCAGCAAGCAGUGGGGCUGGACGCGGCCGCUGCCGGCGGGUCGCGCCGCCAAGCCCGCCAAGCAGCCCCGCACUCCCGCGCAGCUGCUGGAGCAAGCCGAGAAGGAGGUGAAGCGGCUCGAAAAGGAGGUCACGAAGAACUACGGCUGCCUGCUGUGCCACACAGUCACUGAGCGGCCCGUGCUGACACCGGUCUGCCAGCACCGCUUCUGCCUGGAGUGCCUCAAGAGCAAGGUGGAGAGCCCGGCUGGCAAGCCCCGCCUCAACGCGCGCCCCUCCCGCUCCUGCACCUCCCACAAGUACUGCCCCGCGCCCCGCUGCAACAAGGACCUCAAGGACUUCAUGAGCGUGGCGCAGGUCAACCACGACAUGGCCGGCCAGGCGAGGGAAAAGCUGGCGGAGUUGCGCGCCAAGCGGGCGGAGGUGGAGGCACUCAGACGGCAGAUCAGCGGCGAGGCCGAGCCCGCGGAGGGGGUGGAGGCGGAGGCAAUGGAGGUGGCGGAGCCCGCAGCAGCUGAGCCACCGGCUGCUGCUGCUGCUGCUGCGCCCUCGGAGGGCGGGGAACCGCCGUCGCAGCCGGGUCAGGCACAUGAGGCCGGUGUUGUGGCGCAGGUGGAGGCAGACACGGCGGCCGGGAAGGAGGCGGCGGUGGGUCCGGGUGCCCCGGCGACUGCAGCGGCGGAGGGUGCGGGUCGCUGGGCGUCUGAGGCGGCCGCUCUCGCGCUGCAGCUCCCGGAGUUUGACGCCGCGCUGAUCCAGGGGCUGUUGGAGGACCAAGGGGGCGAUGUGGAGGAGGUGCGGGCGGCGCUAAAGCGCAUGAAGCGCAAUGAGCAACGGGCCAACACGUCGCCACGGAAGCAGGGCGGCCGCGCAGCCGGCAAGCGGGGCGCCGCCAAGCGCGGUCGUGGGCGUGGGGCGGCGACCAAGCCGGCCGCGGCGGCUGAGGAGGGAGAUGCCGACGUGGACGGCGAGGAAGAGGAGGAGGUGAAGGAGGCUGUGGUGGAGAAGGAGGAUGACAAGGUUCCGAGGAAGACGACAAAGGGCAAGGGAGCUGUGACGAAGCGGCAAAAGCUCGCGGCUUGAGCACGCAUCUACUUGUAUGUGAUGUCAGGGUACACGGGGAAGUGCCUGCAUGCUGAUGCCCCGUGUGCCCUGAUUGGCAGUAGUGAGCAGAUCGUGACCAGGCUGUAGCGCAGCUGUAGUUCUUCCGUGAUGGCAAUUAACCGGUUGCUAUGUUUGUGAAUGACUUGCACCGAUUGCGCUUGUAACUUUUUAAGGCUGUUGCUGUUGUGACAGGGCCGGAUUCAGGGAGUAUGGAGGGCUGCAGAGUAUUAGAGUGACCGCGUGUUCAGCGAUUUACCACCGUGUGUGCAUUAUACGCGUCCCGUUUCGCCAAUAGGCGACAGGCAAAGGCAGACGAGGUUGCCCGGCUUCAAGGGGUUUUAGGGUUUUACAUGCUCUACUACGCAUUGACCCCCGUUAUGGCACUGUUCUGCUCAUACUUGCAAGAGGUUCCAGCAAAUUGUUUAGCACGUGACCCGACGCUAAAGAUGUUCAGUAGCAUUCUUGAUAUCUGAUAUGGGCAUGUGGCAAAAGUGUGUUGGCAGAUUCGAGGCGUCAGGUGCUCGCCCUGUACCUAAGGCGCCUAGGCGCAUAAGACAUUGCUGCCACUUCGAACUACACUGUCCGAAGGGGCUGCCAGAAAUGUUUAACUUGUUACAAGGCGGUCAACAGGCGAGAGAGUCCUGAAGAGUAAGCGUACAUGACUGUAUACCCUCGAGACACGGCAGCAUUUCUGCUUUCAGCACAAAGCUCGCGGCUUGAGCACGCAUCUACUUGUAUGUGAUGUCAGGGUACACGGGGAAGUGCCUGCAUGCUGAUGCCCCGUGUGCCCUGAUUGGCAGUAGUGAGCAGAUCGUGACCAGGCUGUAGCGCAGCUGUAGUUCUUCCGUGAUGGCAAUUAACCGGUUGCUAUGUUUGUGAAUGACUUGCACCGAUUGCGCUUGUAACUUUUUAAGGCUGUUGCUGUUGUGACAGGGCCGGAUUCAGGGAGUAUGGAGGGCUGCAGAGUAUUAGAGUGACCGCGUGUUCAGCGAUUUACCACCGUGUGUGCAUUAUACGCGUCCCGUUUCGCCAAUAGGCGACAGGCAAAGGCAGACGAGGUUGCCCGGCUUCAAGGGGUUUUAGGGUUUUACAUGCUCUACUACGCAUUGACCCCCGUUAUGGCACUGUUCUGCUCAUACUUGCAAGAGGUUCCAGCAAAUUGUUUAGCACGUGACCCGACGCUAAAGAUGUUCAGUAGCAUUCUUGAUAUCUGAUAUGGGCAUGUGGCAAAAGUGUGUUGGCAGAUUCGAGGCGUCAGGUGCUCGCCCUGUACCUAAGGCGCCUAGGCGCAUAAGACAUUGCUGCCACUUCGAACUACACUGUCCGAAGGGGCUGCCAGAAAUGUUUAACUUGUUACAAGGCGGUCAACAGGCGAGAGAGUCCUGAAGAGUAAGCGUACAUGACUGUAUACCCUCGAGACACGGCAGCAUUUCUGCUUUCAGCACAAACAGUA
Molecule: messenger RNA, 4213 nt
Organism: Astrephomene gubernaculifera
Lineage: Eukaryota; Viridiplantae; Chlorophyta; Chlorophyceae; Chlamydomonadales; Astrephomenaceae
Source: the annotation of a GenBank genome assembly